Messenger RNA from Colletotrichum karsti, 1125 nucleotides. Its product is annotated as sphinganine hydroxylase. The transcript is spliced from 2 exons. Lineage: Eukaryota; Fungi; Ascomycota; Sordariomycetes; Glomerellales; Glomerellaceae. Gene Ontology annotation, biological process: lipid biosynthetic process. Gene Ontology annotation, molecular function: oxidoreductase activity; iron ion binding. The coding region runs from base 1 to 1125 and encodes 374 amino acids. The record is from RefSeq and is a predicted model, not a curated record.
AUGGUGAACGAAACAGUCCCUCCCACGAUGGCGCUCAACUUCACGUCGGCCGCGGCCGACCUCCCGCCCCUUCCGGCCUACACGCUGAGGCCCAAGCCGGACCUCAUCCCCGGGAUUCCCGACAGCUACCUCAACGUCCUCCUCCCGAUCGUCGUCUACUGGUGCCUGUCCAUGUUCUUCCACUUCAUCGACGUCUACGACAUCUGGCCGCAGUACCGCCUGCACACCCCCGAGGAGAUCUCCAAGCGCAACCACGUCUCCCGCUACGAGGUCGCCCGCGACGUCCUGAUCCAGCAGCUGAUCCAGAUCGUCAUGUCCGUCUUCCUCGAGUUCAUCGACGACGAGCAGACCGUCGGCCGCGAGGACCACGACGUCGCCGUCUGGGCCACCCGCGUCCGCCUCGCCCAGCGCGCCCUGCCCACCCUUCUCGGCCUGCUCGGCCUCAACGCCGCCUCCAUCUCAAAGAACAUGUCCGCCUCCGGCCACCCCUUGCUCGCCGGCGCUCUCGCUGGCGGCCACUACCCCUUCCUCACCACCGAGCUGCUCGACGGAUCGCACUCCGUCGUCCCCGCCUUCGCCGCCUGGGAGCUCUUCGUCGCCAAGGCCAUCUACUGGCUCGCCAUCCCCGGAUUCCAGCUCUUCGCUGCCGUCUCCGUCCUCGACACAUGGCAGUACUUCCUCCACCGCCUCAUGCACGUCAACAAGUGGAUGUACACCACCUUCCACUCGCGACACCACCGCCUCUACGUCCCCUACGCCUACGGCGCCCUCUACAACCACCCGUUCGAGGGCUUCCUCCUCGACACCCUCGGCGCCGGCCUCGCCUUCCUUUUCACCGGCAUGAACGCCCGCCAGGGCCUCGUCUUCUUCUGCUUCUCGACGAUAAAGACGGUCGACGACCACUGCGGCUACUCCCUGCCCUGGGACCCCCUCCAGCACAUCUCGAGCAACAACGCCGCCUACCACGACAUCCACCACCAGACGUGGGGCAUCAAGACCAACUUCUCCCAGCCGUUCUUCAUCUUCUGGGACCGCAUCCUCGACACGAGGUACAAGGGCGGCAGGAAAAACCGCGUAGAGGAAGCGCAGAAGCAGCACAAGGCAGUGGAGGCUAAGUCCGAAUGA